GGUUGCUGUGGCUCUGAUGAGAAGACCUACGUGGUGGGAGGCUGGUCCUGGGCCUGGUGGCUCAUCUCAGACAUCCAGAGGUAAGAAAGGUGUUUAACCCAUUCAGAGGGUUUAAGUACAGUUUGGGGAAUUAUACAAUCACUGCCCUAACAUCCAGCCAUACAUCCAGAAUUUACCUCCAAAACAAACCAUUUAGGCCUACUGUUGGAUAGCAGACAGAUUAGUCCGUUUUCAUUCCUAUUUUGAUUUUUAAACAUCAGAAUCAGUAUUAACACCAUAUUUAAAACUGUGCCCACUCAUCCACACAUUUAAACAUAUUUACAAGCUACAUUAAAUAUUAUAGCUAGUCUCUUCACCAACAUGAAGGAAAAUAAGCAGUUUGUUAUUGUAAUGAGGUUUGCAGUGAGAGUGGAGGCCCAUCCUCAUUAGCAGCUAGUGUCCACUGUGUGUGUAAACACAACAUGUCACAGCUAAGCAAGUCAGCUGCUCUCAAACACAACCUUGCAGUCAGCAACCCCUGUAAACACUACAGCACAUAAUUGUAGUGGAAAGACAAACACACUGAGAGAGGUUAGGGUCAGGUGAAGUUCAAUCUCACUGAAUUAUAUUCUGCUACAGUUGGCCUAUAUUUAAAAUAAAACAAAUCAACAUUUUAGCUUCCACGGCACAUAUGAUAGUUGUGAAAUCAAGUUUAAAACAUUUGUGGUAAUAGUUUUUAGAUCUCUGAACACAACACAUCCCAUUACAAUUUAUUUCAUGCAUUUUCCCUUAACUAUUAAGUAUUGUGUUUGUUUGUUACUUAUAAUUUGUCUCUUUGUUUCUGCCAUGCUAAUCUGCCUUGCCUGGUGUUCAACUCACCAUGUCUCUCUCAGCCCUGCUGUGUCUUGGGGAUGAUGUCCUAACCAUAGCGAUCCUAUUGUCACGUUCGUUCAUAGACGGGACGGACCAAGGCGCAGCGUGAUAUGCAUACAUGUUUAUUUAAACUUAAUAAACACUCGACAAAACAAUAAACGAAACUAAACGUGAAGUCCAAGGUAGACACAAACAACAUACCUAUACGGAACAAGAUCCCACAACUCAAUAGGGCCAAUAGGCUGCCUAAGUAUGGUCCCCAAUCAGAGACAACGAGCGACAGCUGCCUCUGAUUGGGAACCACACCGGCCAACAUAGAAAUACCCAUACUAGAAUAUACACACCCUGACUCAACAUAUAAGCGUCCCCUGAGUCAGGGCGUGACAGUACCCCCCCCAAAGGUGCGGACUCCGACCGCACAACAUAAACAUAACAGGGUAGGGGCCGGGUGGGCAUUCCGCCUCGGAGGCGGAUCCGGCUCAGGGCGUGACGACCUCUCACUCUUCGCCUCCCUGUUGCGCCCCUGGUCUGGUCUAGACCUCGACGCGUUGCUUCCCCUCUCCUUCCUCCCACGAUACGCCAGGCCCAGUCUGGACCCUGGUGUGGGAGACCCCGAACCUGGAGAGGGGCUGACGUCAUGGUCUGGACUGGAGCCGCUGACCGGAGCUGGACUAGGCACCGGUGGAGCGGACUGCUCUGGCUCCGGAGUGGAGCCGUUGACCGGAGCUGGACUAGACCCCGGUGGAGCGGACUGCUCUGGCUCCGGAGUGGCGCAGCUUACCGGAGCUGGAUCAGGCACCGGUGGAGCGGACUGCUCUGGCUCCGGAGUGGAGCAGUUGACCGGAGCUGGAUCAGGCACCGGCGGAGCGGACUGCUCUGGCUCCGGAGUGGAACGGGCACGGGCCGUGCCGGACUGGACAAACGCACCACUGGUCUGGUGCGAGGAGCAGGCACGGACCGGACUGGCGACGCGCACCACUGGCUUGGUGCGAGGAGCAGGAACAGGCCGGGCCAGGCUGGCGACGCGCACCACUGGCUUGGUGCGAGGAGCAGGAACGGGCCGGACCGGGCUGGCGACGCGCACCACUGGCUUGGUGCGAGGAGCAGGAACGGGCCGGGCUGGGCUGGCGACGCGCACCACUGGCUUGGUGCGAGGAGCAGGAACGGGCCGGGCUGGGCUGGCGACGCGCACCACUGGCUUGGUGCGAGGAGCAGGAACAGGCCGGGCCGGACUGGCGACGCGCACCACUAGGUUGAUGCGAGGAGCAGGAACAGGCCGGGCCGGACUGGCGACGCGUACCACUGGCUUGGUGCAUGGAGCAGGAACAGGCCGGGCCGGGCUGGCGACGCACACCACUGGCUUGGUGCGAGGAGCAGGAACAGGUCGGGCCGUACUGGGAACACGCACCACUGGCUUAGUGCGGGGAGCAGGAACGGGCCGGACCGGACUGGCGACACGCACCUCUUCCUUGGUGCGAGGAGCGGGACUGGGUUCCUUUAUUCAUCCCCGCUCCUUCUGCUGCCUAACCAGCUCCUCUCGCCGUGCCUCUACACCUUCCUUCUCCCUUCUAGCCUCCUGUAGCGCCUCCCUCUGACCGAAUACCUCCUGCUCCCUCUGAACCAAUAGCCCCCGUAAUCUGGUGGCCUCCUCUCCUAACCAGCAGAUCCGCCCUAUCGCGGCCUCCUGCUGCCUCGUCGUCCACACCGUGUGCCCCCCCCCAAAAAUGUUCUUGGGGUUGCCUCUCCACCCUGAUCAGGGCCUCCAUCUUUCUUGCCAGAUCCUCUCUUAUCUCCUGCCAAGUCCAUCCUCUCUGCUCCUCCUCGGCACACUGCUUGGUCCAGGUCUGGUGGGAUCUUCUGUCACGUUCGUUCAUAGACGGGACGGACCAAGGCGCAGCGUGAUAUGCAUACAUGUUUUUUUAAACGUAAUAAACACUCGACAAAACAAUAAACGAAACUAAACGUGAAGUCCAAGGUAGACACAAACAACAUACCUAUACGGAACAAGAUCCCACAACUCAAUAGUGCCAAUAGGCUGCCUAAGUAUUGUCCCCAAUCAGAGACAACGAGCGACAGCUGCCUCUGAUUGGGAACCACACCGGCCAGCAUAGAAAUACCCAUACUAGAAUAUACACACCCUGACUCAACAUAUAAGCAUCCCCUGAGUCAGGGCGUGACACCUAUUCAAUUACUAGAGGGGCUAUGUCAUAAAAAGUGGCAGCCAUAUCAGGGAGAAAUCCAAAACCAGUCUAAUUGGAUAUGAAUGGCAGUAGAGGCAUAAUCCUUAUUUUACUUAUGCAGGAAAAUAAAAGUAAAGCAUGUGAUGUAUCAUAAAUUGUGUAAUGGAAUUAUAGUCAACCUAAAAUAUUGUCAUAUAAUUAUAAAUACAGUUUAUACAUAUUUUAGCCUCUAAAAGAUAUUUAAACAGACCAUAAAUGUCUCAGAUGUUGUGUUCUUGGAAAGCUGUGAGUACUAUGAUAUGAUACAGUAUCAGUAUCGUUGCAUUUGCAACUUGUCUAAGUCCUAUCAUCGACUGAUUUGAGCCAGUGUAUGGCUGUGGAUUGAGGGCAUUGUUUGAAUGGAAUGUUGGCAUAUUGGCAGUUAAUUUGACAAAUUUAUGGAAUCAUUCCUCUAACACUGUCUGGCUAGCUAGCUAACACACAUACAGUGCAGAUAAAUCCUUCACAUUCAUUGUUUUACACAAUAUCUUAUGACAGCACUGGAAAACCAGGGUUGACCAACUCCCUGACCAACAUGGCUGACCUUUGGACCGUCAUAAGAAGGUUCAUGUCCAGGUUCAUGUCCAUUCUAGUAAUCUAAUUCCUCAUUCAAUGGUCCUAAGGAGCUAUAUAGCUCAUGCCAGAGCCAUAUAUAUAUACAGUGAGGGGAAAAAAGUAGUUGAUCCCCUGCUGAUUUUGUACGUUUGCCCACUGACAAAGACAUGAUCAGUCUAUAAUUUUAAUGGUAGGUUUAUUUGAACAGUGAGAGACAGAAUAACAACAAAAAAAUCCAGAAAAACGCAUGUCAAAAAUGAUAUAAAUUGAUUUGCAUUUUAAUGAGGGAAAUAAUUAUUUGAACCCCUCUCAAUCAGAAAGAUUUCUGGGUCCUAGGUGUCUUUUAUACAGGUAACGAGCUGAGAUUAGGAGCACACUCUUAAAGGGAGUGCUCCUAAUCUCAGUUUGUUACCUGUAUAAAAGACACCUGUCCACAGAAGCAAUCAAUCAGAUUCCAAACUCUCCACCAUGGCCAAGACCAAAGAGCUCUCCAAGGAUGUCAGGGACAAGAUUGUAGACCUACACAAGGCUGGAAUGGGCUACAAGACCAUCGCCAAGCAGCUUGGUGAGAAGGUGACAACAGUUGGUGCGAUUAUUCGCAAAUGGAAGAAACACAAAAUAACUGUCAAUCUCCCUCGGCCUGGUUAAAGAAGGAUUUUUAAGCCUUGAGACUAUUGAAACAUGGAUUGUGUAUGUGUGCCAUUCAGAGGGUGAAUUGGCAAGACAAACGAUUUAAGUGCCUUUGAACGGGGUAUGGUAGUAGGUGCCAGGCACACUGGUUUUGAGUGUCAAGAAUGGCAAAGCUGCUGUUUUGUACACUGUGUAUAUGGCUCUGGCUCAUACUAUAAAUACAAGUUAUUUUGUCUAGUAGUUGCUAGGAUACCUGCCAUUAAGGCUCUAAAUAUAGUUAAGUAGAGGCAUGGGAUGGCUCAAGUGUUUGUUGCCCGUGGUGCUCUUUUAAGAAAGAAGAUCUACUAGUCUAGCCUGGUCCCAGAUCUGUUUGUGCUGUUUGGCAUAACAACAACAACCAUAGGAGUUGGCUUUACAGCACAAACAGAUUUGGGAUCAGGCUAAUAUUAGUCAUCUCCAGCCUCUAGUUGGACCUCUCAUAUUUCCAAUAAACCUCAUGAGAUCAAAAUAUUUCAGUAACACUUUCCUAUGAUUUUGGAUGAUUAAAUAAAUAUGAGAAAUUGCGUAUCUGCGUAUAGUUUUUCUCUGGUACAGCGUUUGUUUGAACCAGCCCCGCCUGCAUUAGCUGGUAGCCAUUAGCUGGUAGCUAUUACAGACUGGAGAAUAGGGUGGGCCCUGAAGGGGUUAACUAAAGCUCCCAGCCUCCCAGCCACUUCCCGUUAGUGAUGCAGUAAUCUUGUUAGUGUCUCUGGCCCAAUGAGUCAUUGAUCCACUUCUCCCAUAACACAGAAAGAGAAGGAGCCUGAGAGGCCUGGGGGAGUGAUGCUACAGCCAGCCCAUCCCCUGACUCUUUCUCUGUCUCAGACUUGGAACAUUGAAGCUGAAAGCCAUGUCCUUGUUGAUGGCCAGCUUCUAAAUGCACUUUAGCUCUGUCAGUCAGUGUGUCUAACAUUGAUUUGAUGUACUUGUUAACCGAGCCUCAACAAAGCAGUAGAGAUUGUCAUUAGGGUCUUGCAGUGUGUAGAGGCAUUCUUGAGUAAUCUCUAGUGGCUUUAGUGGCUUAAUCUCAGAUGUGGAUUAAGAAUGCUGCUGUGUGACUGCUGUGCUGACCAAUCCAAUCCUUCCCCGUGACUCCUGCCCUAGUUGUUGCUGUCCGUUGUGUUGUGAAGAGAACUGACUGGCUGUGCUGUGUUUGUGCUUGUAAUGUAAACACCAGCAUAUUAGGUAAUUGAUAGACUGGAGAUAUUUCGGUUCCAUCUGAAGCUCUCUGCCUCAGCCUCUGGUGGUUAGGCUACACAAUGGUUCCUUUUUGCUGUAGAGCAGGAUUCCCCAACUGGCGGCCCAUGGGCCGAUUUUUUCCCGCGGGUGAUUUUAUUUGGUCUGCCCCAAAACAAGAUGCUUUUAUUUUAAAUAUUUAAUGUACUUUUUUUGGGGGGGUGGGGGACAUAAAAUACUAAAAACACCAGGAAAUCAUCUCCAAGUUAUUUUAAUUUUGGAAAUCUGUUCCAAAGUAUUCCCACGCAUAAUAGACAGAUAUAUGUGAUCGUAUACAAAUACAGUAUAAGCAAGGUUUGAAAUGAUUAUGUUUUUGUCAAAUGUUAUAUCUGUUUGGGCUUCUUGCGGUCAAUUUGCAGUCUACAAAUUAUUUGUAAUUAUGUUCCAGGACCCCUGAUCAUCCGCGUCGAAGAAAUCGGCCAGCGGCUGAAUCUAGUUGAGGAUCCCUGCUGUAGAGUCUAGUCUAUGGUAGUCUAUGGCGUAGGCCUCCUAAAGUGUCUUCUAGUUGUAAUCCCUCCCCUCUCACCCCUGACUCUCCGUUACUGACAUCCCUAACAGCUGUUAUAAGUGUACUAUAUUCACUGUCCUGCCUCUCCUAUUCCUACCACCUGCCUGCCCGCCUAGGAUGUCUCUGGAGAUAAUGACCAUCCUCUGUCGCUGUGAGAAUAUCGAAACCUCGGAGGGUGUUCCCCUGGAUGUGACAGGGGUGGCUCAGGUAAUGCUUCAGACAGCCGCGAAAAGAACACAAAGACACGAAAGACAACAGACAGUCAGGCAGGGACUGGUGCACUGGUCUAGAACAAAACAAAACGUCAGAGGCAAACAAACAGGUGGACUAACUGGCAAACUACUGUGUGUGUCUCUGUUUUUCCAUCUUCAUGUCACGUUGUUCUCUCCCUCUGCAGUGGAAGGGAGAGAGAGUCAGCUGUCUGUCAUUAAACUGUUCUAUGGGCUUUGCUACACAGCUAACGUCUGUAUUUGUUAACUCAAUCCUAUGGGCUUUGGCAACAGGGUCCCCAUAAUGAAUGCUCUGAGAAAGGGAUGCAAAGAAGAAGUGUCCCACCAUUGCUAGCUAUUACACUGUUGAUAAACACAAGUUGACAUGACUUGAUAUUUAUUUCAAUGUGGUGAUUCGAUGCACAUCACAUCUACAUUGGGAACCUAAUGAUAUUCUGCACUCCAGAAAAAAAGCAUUCCAUUACAUCCUGUUGUCACUGCCUUGGAGGAGGACAUCCUGUUGUCACUGCCUUGGAGGAGGACAUCCUGUUGUCACUGCCUUGGAGGAGGACAUCCUGUUGUCACUGCCUUGGAGGAGGACAUCCUGUUGUCACUGCCUUGGAGGAGGACAUCCUGUUGUCACUGCCCUGGAGGAGGAGGCCUUGUGUUUUUACUCCCCCUCUCUUCAUUUGCUCUCCCUUCCCUUCAGAACAUGCCAAUUUUUUUCUUUUUCUUUUUUUUUCUCCACGUUCUCCACAGGAUAACCCUUGAGAUUAUGACCCUGCAGCCCAAGUGUGAGGAUGUAGAGACAGCGGAGGGUGUAGCUAUUACUGUCACUGGGGUGGCACAGGUAAAGCACCUACCUACUGUACCACAUCUACCUUUUGGGAAUGGAUUGGAAUGCCUCUUUAAGGUCAAGUUGGGAUGGGGUUCAGCCUCCAUCCCCUCCCUCCCAUCCUCUGCCUCCCCUCUCCCCUACCCCACUGCACCGUGCCAUAGCCGUGACUGAGGGUCAAUCAUUCACCUGCUAGAAGUUACGACAGAAGAAUUGCCUCCAUCAAUUAUUACAUUUAGUUAUUUUAAAGAUUAUAAUAUUAUUAACUAUAAUCCAGAGUCUUAUGUAUACAACUAGAAAUAUGCCAAGUCACCACAAUUUUCCAAAAUUGAGAUAUAUGGUUCUUCGUUGCAAGGGUUGUGACUAGAGGGAGUUCAGCUACGACCGGAAGUGACUUUUCGUAGCAGGUUAGGAGAGCAUUUUAGCUAACCUUAACCCUUUUCCUAACCUAAUCCUAAAUCUCCUAACCUGCCACGUUAAUUAUCCUAACCUGCUGUGUAAAUUCUCCUAACCUGCUACGAAAAAGUCAUUUCCGGUCGUAGCUGUACUCCCUUUAGUCAGAACUGGUUGCAAGGGUUUAGUUAUUUCAGACCCUGUUUACUUAACACUGAACAAGAAAACCUAUGUAAAGUGAAAUGUAAGAAAUGUUUGUGUCCAUGGUCAAGUUUAAAUAUCGAGUGAACACCAUAGAACGUGUAGUCUCACAUCCCUGAUCGGAUACAGAAUUUUACAAACAGGGUUUGUUACAGAUUCAACUAUUUUUCUAUCUCCUUGGUACAAAUGAUUUGGACCAUGUCUAUUACUAAAUAAACCCUAUAUUGCUCAAGCAGGAAUUAUAGUGCUGAAUCUAAUGUCCAUGAAUAUCAGGUUGAGCUAGCUGAUGGUGGAGAAUGACUGACCCUCGUAUCAAGGCAGAAACAGUCCAGACAGACAUUUCUGACUUGAAUGGGGUACAAGGAAGAUGAAUAAACCUGACAUGUUUAUUUUGCAUCCAAACAUUUACAUUACUUAUUUUUACAGUAAUUUACUUUUUGUAACCUUUUCUCUGUGUCAAAAUCCUGAUUUCAUUUUGCUAACCCCCCUAGUGCCAAUCUGCAGUGAAAGUUUUAUUAAAAUUGGUUUCAUUGAAAAUAUGAGCUAAUCAAAUUGAGUUAUGUAUGUAGCUAGCAACUGUUAAUUCAAUGUGAGUAUACAAGUUCAAGUGUUCCUGCAAUUUACUUUAGUACUUUAGAUUUUAUUUAUUAGUUCUCACUGGACAUUUCUGUCUUAUUUAUGACUAAUCUGGUCUAUAAUUUGUAAUUCAUUACAACCAAUUCCAUUACUUCUAACCCAGUGCAAGUUGUGUGAUGUUCCCUUUUCUUAGUUUCCUAGUCUGUCCAGUGGGCUUGACUACAAUGAGUCCACUGUCACUGACGCAGAGGGAGCUUUAACGAUGAACUUCUCUAACAAGGUCCAUCAUCAGGUCUCUAUCUGAUUGGACGAGCCUAUACAAGCCUCCUGUCCUGGUUUCUAUGGUAACAGGAGUUAUGUGGCAACUGAAGUUUACAGUCCUUGUCAUUGUAUUUGAAUGAGACUGUCCCAAUUCAAAGUAAUGGGACCGGCUCAAUGCAGAUUUGGAUAAUGGAAAGUGGAUAUACCCAUCUUCCUUUGACCUUAAACACACCCAUAUGGUGUCUCAUAUUUCUCAUAUUAUAUGACCUUUUACUACAAUAUUAAGAGAUCUAAAUGAGUGUCCACAUGUUUGUGAAACUGGAAGAGUCAGUUUGUCUCUUGGCAACCCCCUAAGAGGGCGGCCUUAAAGUAAACAAUGCUUCCAUUUCAACCAGAUGUCAGGGAGAGAAAUAAAACAUGUACUUUUUUUUUUACAAAAGUAGUUCACCACAAAAGUCAUUAUCACCUUAGUGUGAAAAAGUAGGAAAUGGUUGUUUAAAUAAGCAGGAAAUAGAUUUGUAUUAUUACUGAUCAUUGGUCUCAUACUUCCAGUUUCAUGGUUUUUCUUUGUGUUUUUCUUUUGUAAUGUACCCUGCCUACCACAGGAGGAAUGGUAUCAAAUACAUCAAAAACAUGGUUUCCAUGUGUUUGAUGCCAUUCCUUUUGCUCCGUUCCAGCCAUUAUUAUGAGCCAUCCUCCCCUCAGCAGCCUUCACUGCUGCCCACCCAUUCAGAGCAUGCUGAAGGAGCCUUGGUGUUUUCAGGGGGGGUGGAGCCAGGGCACAUUUGCAAGGGUCCUCGUCUGUGCUGGCCUUCCCUUGGCACAUCUCCCCCUGCUGUCUAUGUCAGGUGGCAUGCUGAUUGGUUGGAUGGAUGGAUGUCUGUCUGUCUGUUUGUGGUAAUUUGUAAUCAGUGUUUCCAUGGAAUGAUUGCAAUCUCCCCUCCCAUUACACUGUGAUUCUUCUCAGCCCAUUUCUGAAUGCAUGCCUCAUUGGAGUCAAUGUCCAGUCACAUUUCUCGCCUCAGGACCAGCUCACUGUCUUUCCUUUCAGCUGCAGCAGACAACAAAACCGCCAUUGACUUGUUUACCUGUACAAUUAUUGAUUCAAUGAUUUGAUUGAAUAGUGCCAAUCUGAGGAUAUCUUAUCUCCUCUGACUCGGUUUAUCCUCAACUUUAGUACUUCUGUUGUUUUAUUGGUAACCUGAAAAGCCUCUUGACUAUAUCGCUCACAUGGAUGAUAUUCACCAGGCCAGAGUUUACACAUUUUCUUAUGGCUCAGUUAUAUUGAGGAUUUCUACUGCUUGUUUAUAACACAGAAACCCAGGCCAUAAAAUAAGUGACUGAUGUCCCCACAGUCUCUUCAUUACAGGACUGUCUCACUCAGUCCUCACUAAGACCAGGGUGGAAUCUCAAGUAUUUUCCUUCAAUUCCUCUCUCCUUGCCUCCUUUUCAAAACAUCAGAGGGAAACAAAGAGUAUUAGAGGAUGUUCUCCUCCAAUGUUCUCGUGUCCUCUGAUGUUUUGAGAAGGAGGCAAGCAGAGAGGAAUCAAGGAAAAUUAUUUUGAGAUUCACCCUAGAUCAGUGUUUUGUGUAGCACAGCAUUCCCACAACAUGAGCAAUGACUGCAGUCCUCAGUAUGAACAUAUGUUUCUGAGUGGAGUUUGGCCUUGAGGAGAGUGAGCAGUGGUGGAAAAAAUACCCAAUUGUUAUACUUGAGUAAAAGUAAUAGAAAAUGACUCAAGCAAAAGUGAGUCACCCAGUAAAAUACUACAUGAGUAAAAGUCUAAAUGUAUUUGGUUUUAAAUAUACUUAAGUAUCAAAAGUAAAUGUAAUUGCUAAAAUAUACUUCAGUAUCAAAAGUAAAAGUAUAAAUAAUUUCACAUUACUUAUAUUAAGCAAACCAGACGGCACGAUUUUCUUGUUUGUUUUUAAAUUUAGGGAUAGCCAGGGGCACACUCCAACACUCAGACAUGAUUUACAAACAAAUCGUUUGUGUUUCGUGAGUCCGCCAGAUCAGAGGCAAUCGGGAUGACCAGAGAUGUUCUCUUGAUAAGUGUGUGAAUUGGACCAUUUUCCUGUCCUGCUAAGCAUUCGAAAUGUAACGAGUACUUUUGGGUGUCAGGGAAAAUAUAUGGAGUAAAAAGUACAUUAUUUUAUUUAGGAAUGUAUUGGAGUUAAAGUAAAAGUUGUUAAAAAUAUAAAUAGUAAAGUACAGAUACCCCCAAACUUACUUUACACCACUGAGACAACAUAAGAGUUACUCUUAAUCCACCCUUAGAGUAAACAAUCUAGGUCAGUCUCUCUGGUAAUCAUAAUCGCCCUACUUCUAAUCAGCGACGUGUAUCAUGGCUGUCUGGUCUUACUUAGCCCAGUCAGUUGGCUGUGGUUCUGUAUGGUAAUACUAUCUAAAACAUGUUAUAUGACCCUGGACAACAUUAUGCAUUGGUAGGUGCUAGGUAGGGAGGUAGGUAGGUAGCCAAGUGUAUCUCAACUCCACGAUACCACAUGGAGUUUUUGGAGUAAAUCUCUGAAUCCUUCGAGUCGCUGUGAAGUCGAUACUUCAAAAUGUUUAAUUCUUAAACCUUACCUUGUACCUAUGUUUGUCCUCUGUUGUUACGUGCUUUUCUUUGUUUGCUGAAAUCCAUAUUUUUUUAUAAAACAUUAACCAAAUAUAACCACGACUGUUUCCUCAUUGAGAUUCAAUCGCGCUGAGUUGCCAUCUUAGAGCAACAGCAAUGAGGACACAGUCGGUGGUUGUAUUUGAUUAACAUUUUAUUAAAAAGUAUGGAUUUCAACAAACAAAAAAAGGCACGCAACAACAGAGGACAAACAUAGGUACAUGGUAAGGAUUUAAGAAUUACAAUUUUUGAAGCAUCGACUUCACAGCGACUCGAAGGAGUCGGAGGUUCACUACAAAAACUCUAGUCUGCACUCAUCUCCGCGGAUGCGGUAUCGUGGAGUUGAAAUAUACUUGGCUAGGAGGUAGAUAAGGGGAUCACAUGGAAGGGUUGUGCAGGCCACUGUAGGGAGAGUUUAUAAAUGAGUGGUGAUAAUAUUAUGCUGUUUAGAAAUAUAACUACAGAGUAUGUACACAUUUUAGGGAAUAAAAUAACUAAGUUAAUUUGCAUACAUGGCAUUUUAAGAAAUAACCUAUAAUCACCUAGAUUAACCACUGUAGUUAUGUGUCUGAAGUGCUAAUCAGAUUAUGUUUAUGUUACUCAGAUGAUGUCAGUGUAUUAAUUAUCUAGCUAACAGCUGACAAUGUUGUCUAUUACCCUGGCUCCAGGUGAAGGUGAUGGUAGACAAUGAGCUGCUGGGCUAUGCCUGUGAACAGUUCCUGGGGAAAUCUGUGAUGGAGAUAAAGAGUGUCAUUCUGCAGACCCUGGAGGGUCAUUUACGCUCUAUUCUCGGUAGGGACCUUCUGACAGAGACACGGGCUGCUGCUCAGUACUAUUGGGUCUCAGAUGAGAUGUAUUACUAUUAGGUCAUGCCAUAGAACUUAAAACCAUAUAAUGUAUGCAUGUACUACUCAGACCCUUAGGCUCUGGUUUAACUCUGAUAUAGGAUACUAACAAUUUUACAAUGUACAACUAAUUUAAAUAAAUCACCACUUCAGAUAGAUGAAUCCAUAUCUGUCUGUGGUUAGUGACCCACCCAGACACUGACCCUAGACCUGUGUUCCAGGCACUCUGACGGUGGAGCAGAUCUACCAGGACAGAGACAGAUUUGCUGCUCUGGUGAGGGAGGUGGCAGCGCCUGACGUGGGCCGCAUGGGCAUCGAGAUCCUCAGCUUCACCAUCAAGGUGAGAGACGGGCACAGUCAUCCUAUUACAGCUUUAUACACUUAUAGUGACACCACUUGCCACACAAUGACUGAGUGCCUCUGUGUUUUGUCCCUGUCAGGAUGUUUAUGAUAAAGUGGAGUACCUUAGUUCCCUGGGGAAGAGUCAGACAGCUGCAGUACAGAGAGACGCAGACAUCGGAGUGGCCGAGGCAGAGAGAGACGCGGGAAUCAGGGUAAGAAAUAUACUGCGAACAAGUAGAUUCCCUGAAUGGGUUGCAGUACAUCGCACUCAGUAUUCAUGUUAGUCUUUACUACACUGAAUCUUCCCUUCUCUUCUCACCUUGUGGUCUCUGCCCCCUACAGGAAGCAGAAUGUAAGAAAGAGAUGAUGGACAUCAAGUUCCAAGCAGACACCAAGAUGGCCGACUCUAAGCGAGGGUUGGAGAUGCAGAAGGCUGCUUUCAAUCAAGAAGUCAACACGAAGGUAUCAGACAUGGGUAUCAUUGCUCUAGAUUAGAUUCACCUAGCAGUCAAUCGAUGACAUCAAAUCUAGGCCUAAUGUGAAAGCCUUUUAAUCCUUUAUAAGAGAUUCACCCUGGUCAUAUUCAUUAGUGCACACCAAAGCAAAACGUUUUGCAACAGGAAAGAAACUACCUGGACAAGUUCAGGUAGUCCCUUUUCGUUUCAGCACGUUGGAUUCCAUUUAAUUCCUGGUGAAUAUCACCGCUGCCUUUUCUCCCCCCCAGAAAGCAGAGGCCCAGCUGGCCUACGAGCUGCAGGCUGCCAAGGAGCAGCAGAAGAUCCGUCUGGAGGAGAUAGAGAUCGAGGUGGUUCAGAGGAAGAAGCAAAUCACCAUCGAGGAGAAGGAGAUUGAUCGCACUGAGAAGGAGCUGAUCGCCACGGUCAAGAGGCCUGCCGAGUCUGAGGCCUACAAGAUGCAGCAGCUGGCCGAGGGACAGAAGUGAGUGACCAAUCACUGAUCCGCUCCCAGAAUGCAUGUAAAAUAAGCACAAUGUGUAUGCUCGUUCAGAUUCUGGAUGCAAAGCAGGGUGUCAUACAAAUAGGAAGUGAGUAAACCACCACGGGAGCCUAGAGUGUCUACCUUUCAACCAUCUAUGCAACAAGUAAGUUCCACUCAGACAUAGGUCUAGGAUAAGCUUAGCCUUUUCAAAAUCUUUACCAAAAUACAAAACUGAUCAGUGUGUAGGGGCAACUUCGUCUCACACUUGCAGUAGUAGCUAAUCAAAUCAAAUUGUAUUCGUCACAUGCUUCGUAAACAACAGGUACCGAGUCGAUGUGCAGGGGUACGAGGUAAUUGAGGUAGAUAUGUACACAUUUUUGGGAAUAAAAUAACUACGUAUAAUUUGCAUAAAUGGCAUUUUAAGAAAUAACCAAUAAUCACUUAGAGUAAACACUGUAGUUAUGUGUCUGAAGUGCUAACCAGAUGAUGUUGAUGUUGCUCAGAUUAUGUGUUAGUGUAUUAAUUAUCUAGCUGACAAUGUUGUCAUUCUGCAGACCCUGGAGGGUUCCUGGGGAAAUCUAUAACUAGAAAUAAAGUGACAGAUAAUAAACAGUAGCAGCAGCAUAUGUGAUGAGUCAAAAAAGUUAGUGCAAAAAGGGUCAAUGCAGAUAGUCCGGUUAAGUAUUUAACUAUUUGGCAGUCUUAUGGCUUGGGGGUAGAAGCUGUUCAGGGUCCUGUUGGUUCCAGACUUGGUGCAUCGGUAACGCUUGCUGUGCGGUAGCAGAGAAAAAAGUACAUGACUUGGGUGGCUGGAGUCUUUGACCAUUUUUAGGGCCUUCCUCUGACACCGCCUGGUAUAGAGGUCCUGGAUGGCAGGAAGCUUGGCCCUAGUGAUGUACUGGGCCGUACGCUCUACCCUCUGUAGCGCCUUGCGGUCAGAUGCCAAGCAGUUGCUAUACCAUACGGCGAUGCAGCCAGUCAAGAUGCUCUCAAUGGUGCAGCUGUAUAACUUUUUGAGGAUCUGAGGGCCCAUGCCAAAUCUUUUCAACCUCCUGAGGGGGACGAGGCAUUGUCGUGCCCUCUUUACGACUGUGUUGGUGUAUGUGGACCAUGAUAGAUCCUUAGUGAUGUGGUUUAAACCAAAUUAUAGCUAUGAUCUAGGUGUGUAGCAUAUGUUCAUACUGUAGUUCAAUGCAAUCUAGUCUGCAAUCCAAUUAUAUUGUUGGAGUUGAACCCUUUACAUGCCCUCCUGCCAACCCCUGAACAGGAUGAAGAAGGUGCUGACGGCCCAAGCGGAGGCAGAGAAGAUCCGUCGUAUCGGAGAGGCAGAGGCCGGCUCCAUAGAGGCUAUAGGGAAGGCUGAGGCUGAGAAGAUGAGGCUGAAGGCUGAGGCCUACCAGCAUUAUGGAGAGGCUGCCAAGACUGCUCUGGUCCUAGAGGCCCUGCCUAAGGUCAGUGUGUCAGGACUGAGGGGCAUUUAACACUUUAUACGUAGUGUUGUGGUUAGAAGGAGUUGUCAUAGAGCUGCACAUUGGUAUAAUGUGUGUGUCGGUUUUUGGACAUGAAAAAAUUGAAGAUUUGAUAAAUAUAUUAAUGUUUUCAGUGUUACCAUUUGAUUUGGUUUAAACUUGACAACUAGAGGCUGAGUUGUCUCAGAUGAACACCCAGGUGAAGAAGGUUUGUGUCAUUGUGUUGGUACAGAUCGCUGGCAAGGUGGCGGCACCCCUGGCCCAGACCAAUGAGAUCGUCAUCCUGAGCGGGGACGGUGGUCGUGUGACCGGCGAGGUUAACCGCCUAUUGGCUGAGCUCCCCGUGUCCGUCAAUGCCCUCACAGGGGUGGACCUGAUGAAGGUGAGGGAUGAGGGGGGAGGGGAGGGGAGGAGGGAAGGGAAGGGGUCGGUCACAUUCCAAGGGGGUCAGUAG
Molecule: messenger RNA, 15181 nt
Organism: Coregonus sp. 'balchen'
Lineage: Eukaryota; Metazoa; Chordata; Actinopteri; Salmoniformes; Salmonidae
Source: the annotation of a GenBank genome assembly